AUGACAUGGAGCAAUGCCACCCGUGUUCUUAUUCAUAUUGGCGAUGCACCACCACAUGGUCGUCGUUUUACCAACUUAUAUGAUGAUGAAUAUCUAGAUGAUGACUAUCCAGAAGGUGACCCGAAUGGUCUAACUGCAGAAAGUGUGCUAAAGAAAAUGCAAUUAAAAAAGAUUUUAUAUUAUUUUGGAAAAAUUAAUGAUUUUACCGAUGUCAUGAUUAAUGUAUUUCGUGAAAUAAUUGGAGAGUUGCCUAUAUUCGAUCUUAUGACUACGGGGCAUAAUCCUGAGGCAUUAAAUAAUCAUCCAAAGAAAACAGGAAAACUUUUAUAUUGUAUUCUACCUAAAACUCUUUCUGAAGUUAAAGAUGAAUAUUAUUUUAUUAAUUCAAAUUUGAUUGAACAAGACAUAUCUUUUAAACUUGCACCGCAACCAUUCUCUGUCGGUGCUGAACGAUAUGCUUAUUUUGCACUUGAUACGAGCUUUGGACAAGCUAAUAAAUUAGUGAUAAAAAAGUAUCACGACGUUAAAAUAAGCACUACAGAAAGAUAUUUAGAAUCAGUGGAAAUCUCUAAUAUUGCUUAUUUUUUUUCAACAAAAUUCAAUAUAGCCGCAAAACGGGUUGGAGUUAAUAAAAAAGUUAGAUUUAUUAAUGCAAAAGUCUUACACGAUAAGGCAGAUAAUACUUACUACUCCAUAGAAAAAUAUAUCGAUAAUGCAGAAUUUAAAAAAUUCAACGUGAGUAGUGGUCUAAUUACAGAAUUUCAUUCCAUUCUCGAGGCAUUUGCUCAUUUCACGUAUCAAUACAGUGAAGAGUAUUUAGUAGUUUAUGACUUACAAGGUGUCGAACUCCAUGAUGAGUUCUUGUUAACAGAUCCAGCUAUACAUUGUAUUGAUUUAUUAAGAUUUGGAAAUACAAACUUAGGAAAGAGAGGAAUUCAAAAAUGUUUUUUAGCAAAACAUAAAUGCAAUGAUAUUU
This is a messenger RNA of Racocetra persica, 976 nucleotides long. The record is from the annotation of a GenBank genome assembly. NCBI's taxonomy places the organism in Eukaryota, Fungi, Glomeromycota, Glomeromycetes, Diversisporales, Gigasporaceae.